This is a messenger RNA of Haliotis rubra (blacklip abalone), 702 nucleotides long. Its product is annotated as multiple epidermal growth factor-like domains protein 10. Gene Ontology annotation, molecular function: scavenger receptor activity. Lineage: Eukaryota; Metazoa; Mollusca; Gastropoda; Lepetellida; Haliotidae. The coding region runs from base 85 to 702 and encodes 205 amino acids. The transcript is spliced from 5 exons. The record is from RefSeq and is a predicted model, not a curated record.
GUUCUGAAUGUCACGUGUUCUGGUGAAGGUCGCUAUCUGGUCCUGUACACAACAACUGUCAACAACGAAAAGAACGUACCUGUCAUGGAUUUCUGUGAGGUGGAGGUUAACGUCUGUGGUCCUGGUACCUUCGGCGCUGACUGUGACAACUACUGCCACUGUGACGGUGAUGUGUGCAACUACAUAACAGGCGUCUGCCCCAGUGGAGUCUGUCUACCAGGCUGGCACCAAGAAACAUGUCACACAGAGUGUAAUGCUGGCAGCUAUGGAGCAAACUGUGCCGAGACGUGUUCAAGUAGAAACUGCAAGGGCGACAAUUCUAGCUGUGACCUCAUGGCUGGAGAGUGUGCUGAGGGUUGUAAGACGGGAUGGUAUGGAACAGACUGUACACAGGCCUGUGAUCCUGGUACUUUCGGCACCAAUUGCAGCAACUCCUGCUACUGUGACGGGGAGACGUGUGACCACGUGACCGGCGUCUGUCCAAGUAGAGUGUGUCUACCUGGUUGGCAGACAGAAAGGUGUAACACAGUUUGCAAGUCCAGCAGCUAUGGCACCAACUGCUCCCGGUCGUGUUCACAAAGAAACUGCAAGGGUGAAACCUCUGUCUGUAACCACGUGACCGGGGCGUGUCUGGGUGGCUGUCAGUCAGGAUGGAGUGGAGCAGAUUGUGUACAGAGUAAGCAAAUAGUGAACGCUCAAUAG